This is a messenger RNA of Carya illinoinensis, 1500 nucleotides long. RefSeq names its product putative PAP-specific phosphatase, mitochondrial. The record is from RefSeq and is a predicted model, not a curated record. The transcript has 10 exons. Bases 100 to 1338 code for a protein of 412 amino acids. Gene Ontology annotation, biological process: sulfate assimilation. Gene Ontology annotation, molecular function: 3'(2'),5'-bisphosphate nucleotidase activity. Lineage: Eukaryota; Viridiplantae; Streptophyta; Magnoliopsida; Fagales; Juglandaceae.
ACUGUUGGAAUCCCCUGCUGACCUCCAAACCAACCCACACUUGCACGUGUCGCUGACCCUUCUCUCUGUUGCCACAUUCUCCACCGUUCAAAGCCCGCCAUGGAUCUUCUUUACACAGCUUCUUCGUUCCUGGCCCUACGUUCCACCCACACUCUUCGCUCCCGAUCCAUUACCCCUCUACCCACUCGCAGACGACUCUUGGACGUAAGGGCGAGUCUGCCUUUUCUGAUUCAGAAAGGGAAGUAUUACAGAGAGCUCGAAGCUGCCGUGGACGUCGUGGAGAGAGCUUGCCGUCUUUGUGUGGACGUGAAAUCAUCUUUGUUCUCGAGUGAUGGACGAAGCUUUGAAAAGAAUGACCAGACUCCAGUCACGGUAGCAGAUUUCGGGGUGCAGGCUCUGGUUAGUUUGGAAUUGGGUAAACUGUUCCCUUCUAUUCCUUUGGUGGCUGAAGAAGACUCUUCUUUUAUACGAUCAAAUAAUCUAGAAGAUUCUGUGGUAAAUGCGGUUACUGAUAAAGCAAGUGUUGAAGAUAAAUAUUGGACACAUGAUGAUGUACUAAAAGCAAUUGAUAGAGGAGGGAAGGGAGCUUUUGUAUUUGGCACUAAGCCAGCCACAUAUUGGGUACUGGAUCCAAUAGAUGGCACCCGAGGAUUUCUAAAGGGAAAUGAUGCCUUAUAUGUGGUAGGUUUGGCUCUUGUAGUUGAAGGAGAUGUUGUGUUAGGUGUUAUGGGCUGCCCUAACUGGCAUUAUGGUUUUUCCAGUGAAUCCACUACUGAGGUCCAGAAAAACAGAGAAGACUUAUCAGCAUCUGGAAUCAUAAUGGUUGCUCAUAUUGGCUGUGGAACAUGGACAAAGAGGUUACCCAAUAUGCUGGAUAGCUGGACCAGAUGCUUCGUAGAUGAUUGCUGCUUAGUACACAUGGCACGCUUUUGUAUUCCAGAAAGUCAAACAUGGGAGUCAUUGCCACUCUCAGCAACAUUCACUGCCACAGCUAAUGCCAACACUAUUAAGGAUAAUCAGAUUCUUCUUUUUCCAGCAUGUUGUGGAAGGGUAUGCAGCUUAUGCAAGUAUCUAAUGGUGGCUUCAGGCAGGACUUCUGUUUUUGUUCUUCGAGCCAAAAUGCAAAAAACUAUCAAGGCUUGGGAUCAUGCUGUUGGCAUGAUAUGUGUGCACGAAGCUGGCGGAAAGGUGAGUGACUGGAAAGGUAGUCAACUGGAUCUUGCUGCGGAUAAAGAUGGACGGAGAAUUAUAUUUCCUUCAGGUGGAGUGCUUGUGACUAAUGGCAAUUUACACAACGAGAUUCUGGAGAUGAUCUCUUCCCUCUCAUCAACUGUUUGAUGGCAGAACCUCGCUGAUAUUGGAAAUCGCAUACAGAAGCUGCCUGGAGGAAACUAUGCUGAUGGCCUUUCGGUAACAUAUUUUUUACAUAAAAAAUACAUAUACCCAAUUAUUUUAUAACUUUUAUACUAUUCAAUAAAAUAAUUUAUUUUGUUGAAAUUA